CUACCCGGCUACUUUGAUAGCAUUUAGUAUUCAGUGACAAUAACUGGAAAACAAACCUCUGUACAUUUGAUACGUGGUAAUUCUCCAGAGAAAAGGAUGGGUGAUGAAUACAUGCGCCUAAUGGGGGCCGGUGCUGUGGCCAUAGGGGCAGUCACUACAGCAUCAGCCUACUACCUUACACGGAGUCCACCCUCUGUUCCACUGGUGUGUGAUCUGGAGAAGCAAUCGUCCAUUGUACCAGGAAAAGACAGAGCCAGGAUAUCAAAUUUGUGUACAGAUGGACAACUUAUUACUGAGGUAGCUGAUGGUGUCACAACACUCUACGAGGCAUUCAAAAGGGGUGCCAGAGUAUCAAAUAAUGGUCCUUGUUAUGGCUGGAAGCCUAGCCCAAAGGAACCAUACCAAUGGCUCUCUUACAAUGAUGUUUUGGUAAAGGCAGCUAAUGUCGGAGCUGGAAUGUUAAGUAAAGGACUGAAAGCAUCCAACAGGACAUUUGUCGGAAUCUACUCCCAAAACAGAGUAGAGUAUGGCAUCAUGGAACAGGGUUGUUAUAUGUACUCCAUGGUAUUAGUGCCAUUGUAUGAUACACUGGGGCCAGACGCAUGCUCCUUUAUCAUGAACCAAGCGGACAUUGAAUUGGUGUGUUGUGACAAAAAUGUGAAAGUUCAGAAUGUACUUGAUCGAAUUAAGGAGACGCCUCAGCUGAAGUAUAUAGUAAUAAUAGAACCUGCUACCCCAGAAAAUGUCACCAAAGCUCAUCAAUGUGGUGUUGAACUAAUCAUGUUCUCUGACCUUGAGAAACUUGGAGAACAAAACCCUGUGGAACUCAUGCCAGCAAAGUCUGAUGAUGUGUGUGUCCUUUGUUACACAAGUGGAACAACAGGUCUUCCAAAAGGUGCCAUGCUGACUCACAAAGGAACACUUGCUACGGUGGCUGCUACAAAUAAACAGUUGGAUCCAGCUGGAAUAACGAUUACACCUGAUGAUGUGUUGAUAUCCUACCUGCCAUUAGCUCACUCUUAUGAGAGAUUAUUAGAGUGCUAUCUUCUCUUGUGUGGUGCUAAAAUAGGGUUUUUCCAAGGAGAUGUACGUUUGUUGAUGGAUGACAUCAAAGAAUUAAAACCAACUUUGUUUCCUUCUGUACCUCGACUACUCAACAGAUUUUAUGAUAAGGUAGUGGCUGGAACUAAAGCAAGUGUAGUAAAAGAGUUUAUGUUCAAGAUGGCAAUGAGCAGUAAAGAAUCGGAACUUAAACGGAGUAUUAUACGAAAAGACAGUAUGUGGGACAAACUGGUGUUUAAAAAGAUCCAAGAAGGACUCGGUGGUAGAGUAAAACUGAUCACCACAGGAUCUGCCCCUCUUUCUGCUAAAGUGCUACAGUUCCUUCGAUGCUGUGUUGGUUGUCCGAUCUUGGAGGGCUAUGGUCAGACUGAGUGUCAUGCCGUCUGUUCACUGACUGUGGUGGGAGAUGCAGAUGUUGGCCAUGUGGGCAUACCUAUUGCUUGUAACUAUCUUAAGGUAGCAGAUGUCCCUGAUAUGAAUUACUUUGCCAAGGAUGAUAAAGGAGAGGUGUGUGUAAAAGGGCCAAACGUGUUUGCUGGGUACUACAAGGAUCCAGAAAAGACAAAAGAGGCCGUAGAUGAUGAAGGAUGGCUCCAUACUGGGGACAUAGGGGAAUGGUUACCGAAUGGUACACUGAAAAUCAUUGACAGAAAAAAACAUAUCUUCAAACUAGCACAAGGGGAAUAUAUAGCUCCUGAGAAGAUUGAGAAUGUAUAUGUACGCAGUACAAUGGUGGCCCAGAUGUUUGUCCAUGGUGACAGUCUGAAGUCAUCUCUAGUGGGUGUGGUGGUACCUGACCCAGACACAUUCCCACAAUUUGCCAAGACCAAGCUAGGUGUGUCAGGUACACUGGAGGAGUUGGCUAAGAACCCGAAAAUCAAGAAAGCAAUUUUAGAUGAUUUAUCAGACAUUGGUAAACAAUCUGGACUCCAUUCUUUCGAACAAGUGAAAGAUAUAUUUGUGUUCCCAGAGUUAUUCUCAGUUGAAAAUGGACUCUUAACACCAACAUUCAAAACAAAAAGAAAUGAACUGAAGACGUUCUUCAAAAGUCAGAUCGAUGAAAUGUACAGCAAGCUAACGUGAAAGGAUUUCUCUGUUAUGUGUAGCUCACAUAGGUUGUGUAAGGCUUAGUUCACAUAUUGUUUAUAUUGGUUAAUCUGUCAGUGAAUAAGUGGGUUUGAAUGUGGAAAUCUGAGGGUACAGUAAUCAUAUGGAGAUUGUUUUAUCUUGUAGGCUUGUACAAAAGAGAGCCUUCUCUACUUCAGGGCACCAAAACAUACUUUGUUCAAUCUGCGUAAAGUCUAUUUUUAGGGGAAAAAAAUGAAUAUUCUGCAAAACAAAGCUAAAAUUAGAAAUUUAGAAGAAAAUCUAGACAUAAUAACUCAAAUAAUUUUAACUUGAUUCAAGGAUUAAAAAAGAGCAGUGCGGUAAGAAGUGUUUUGUUAUUUAUUGGAUUAAACUGAUGUUGUGUUUCCAACAUAGGAAGGCUUUUUUUAAUCAACAAUGCACAAGGUCAAAAGAAAUAAAUAUCAAUCAAAAUUUUAUGUUGUUCCCUGCAUAUUCUAAAAUUCUCCACAGAAUUCUCAAGAAAUGGGGAUGUUUUAUUAAAGAGUUUAUUUGAGGGGUUUGUAGCAUAAAAUACUAUCAGCUGAAGGAAAUAGAUGGAGUUUAUAUAGAAUAAACCUUAUGCAAAUAGCAAUGUCACUGAGCCAUGGAGUGCAAGUAUGGAUCGACCAAUGGUCUAGUAUGUGAUGACUGUUGGUCAUAUGAUAGGUCAUUGGUAAUGUGAGGAUGAGACAGCUAUUAAGAAUGUGAGUAUGUGAUGGUCAUUGUGUGAGUAUGAGAUAAUGAUAAUAUGAGUAUGAGAAAGCUUUUGGUAUUUGUUAUGUGAGUAUGUGACAAACUAUGUCGUGAACUGAGGAGACCAGACUACAUUGUAGCUGUAUACACAUAUCUAUGAGAGAAAAACAUUGAUGUUAUGACUGAAUUUUAUAAUGGUAAAAAAAAAACCUGGUAUGUUCUACUUUGGUGAAUGAGGAGAUUGAUACAGAUUAAACUAAUACAUCAUUUACUAAACUGCCUGGACAUUGCAAGUCACAUAUGAUUUUAGCAGGUACAUGUAUUCAGUACAAUUCUGAACACUGUCGGUGGACAGUGUAUUACAUUAGUGAAUACUAAUAUAUAUGUACAUUGUAUUACAUUACAAUUGUGUAUGUGGACAGUAUCUUUUUUAUUACUGAACACUUAAAUGUUGGAAGUGUAUUACAUUGCUGUACAAUUGUGUAUGUGGACAGUGUAUUACAUUACUGUACAACAUUACAGAGUUUGUAGACAAUGUUUGCAGACAGUUAAAUACUUUAGAUGAGAAUUAAACAGUAACUGAUUUGUUAUUAGCUGUCCAUAGUCAUACAUAUUCCAACAUCAAAAGAAAAAAAUGAGUGUUAAAUUUAUACAAGGUACUCAAUUACCAAUCUUGAAUUUUCUUUAAAAUAACCCAGAUUAUUUCACUGUAAUAUUUUCAAGUCCCCUAAACUUUUGAUACCAACACACUUAUAACUAAACUAGCAAUACUGAAGUAUGAUAAUUCCUGGAGUACUGACAGCUCAGAUACCAGUGGUUAUGCAUCUGAUCUGACAUGAAAUAGAGAAAAAAGUAGGUCAAUAUGAGUUAGGAUGGAAGUUUUGGGUUUAAUAACAUACUUUGUUGAUAAUGUUUGUGUUAUGUAAACUUACCAAACAAAAACUGUUCAUGGUUAGUUCAAUGAUCAAGUCAAUUCAACCAUCAAGACUAGUAGUGAUUUGCAGGAGAAAUUGACUGAUGGAUGGACAACAUGGGCUGAAAACUAGAAUUAUCUAUGAUGAGUUUAUCUACCUCUGAUAGUAAAAUGUCAAAAUACUUAUAUUUCGAAACACUUUUCACUAAAGAGAGAUAACUCUGUUUUGAUAUUUUCAAAAAUAAAAAGACAUUAACCAUAUGAAAUGUGAAUUAUGAUAUUGUUCAUAUCAAAAAGUUUAAACAAACCCUGUGAAACUUCAAUUUAAAUUUUCCUUGUCAACUUGGAUUUGCCCCUCCCCACACUACCCCUCUUUUUUUUUUUUUUUUAAAGAGGAUAAUAAAUUUAAAGUUCAGACAAAAUGUAGUUUUGAAUUAAUUCUUUAGUGUACAUAUAUAUGUCUUCUCAUCAUUUAGCAUUGUGCUGUUUAAGAAAAUUGUAUUAUAUAGUUUUAAAUGAAAUUAUAUUAUACCUGUUUAUUGAAAUAUAUUAGAGAAAUACAACAUUCCAGCUGUAUACAAUAUUGUAACAGAUGGAUCAAGUUAAACAAGACAGUGUCAGGUGUUUACCUUCAGGUAAUCAUUCCACCCAAGCACAACAACAUACAUAAAUAAGCAUCAGUUUAUUCAUUUUAUUAUCUGUAAAAUAUACUGGAAUCAUCACUGAAUCAUUUAAGAGGUUUUAUAGUAAAUGGACAGACUUGAUGAACAUUGUUUGUCAUGGCUUAUUCUUAAACUAAUACUUCUUUCUGAAUAUCAAAAAACCAAUGUUUUCAUCCCUGACAAAGAUAUUUUGUGCUGUGAUUAUGUUAAGUGUACUACCAUUCAUACUAAUUUUAUCUUGGGAGUAAAAAAUAUGACAUGAGCUAUCCCUGUGUGACAUAGGUUGUCCCUGUAUGACUUAGGCCAUCCUUAUAUGGUAAAGGCCAUCCCUGAAUGACACGAGCUAUCCCUGUGUAACAGGCCAUCCCUGUGUGACAUAGGUUGUCCCUGUAUGACUAAGGCCAUCCUUAUAUGGUAUAGGCCAUCCCUGUAUGACCUGAGCUAUCCCUGUAUGACAUGAGCUAUCCCUGUGUAACAGGCCAUCCUUUGUGUGACAGACUAUCCCUGUAUGAUACUGGCAAUCCCUAAAUGACAUGAGCUACUCCUGUGUGACGUAAGUAAUCCCUGCAUAGCAUAGGCCCCUACCUUGGCCUGUUCAUGUGUAAUAACUACAAACCAUGAAUUUCAGUGAAGAUCAUAUGACAUUGCAAUCAGUUUGUAUGUAAGGGGGAUUCUAAAUUGGGUAUAUCACUCUGUUACUGCUGUUACGUCACAUGUUCAUCUAUCAUAAUCAGCUGAGAGAACAAAUGUGGACCAUUUCACAAUGACCAGCAAAACAUAGUCAAAAUAGUCUAUUUCUUCACAUGUAUGGCAGAUACCUGAUGACUGGAAAGGAAUUUUUGUUACCCUGGACCAUAAUUUGUCUCACUUUUACUUGUUUAUACCUUGUUAUCUUUGUCUUAGAUAGCACGAUUCUGCUGUCAAUCAAUAGGUAGACAUUGAUUUCAAGAAGGAACCAUUUUAAUCAGAAUGCUGUCAGUUUUAACAAGUGUUAAAACACCUUUUAGGGAGAUAUAUGAUAAUGACACAGCAUGGGUUAGAAUUAUGAAAACCUUUCACAUAUUAUAUGUUCCAACAAUUGGUACAUACAACGAAAUGCCUUUAAGAUUAAGAAGUUUGUCUGUGGUUGAAUUUAUUUGUGUUUUCAGUGCUUUACAAGGGUUUGAUGUGAAUCAAAUACUCAUUUGAAUUGUGGUAACAUCAUUAGAAAAAUGUACUGAUACAAAUGUGUACUGAAAAUAAUUUAUAGUUUUGUUCCAAUUUUUACUGGUUUAAAUGUUUAUGAAAGAAUCAACUUUUUGAAUAUUCUUAUUAAUUUUUUGUAGCAAAAUUAAAAGUGCACUGGGACAUUAUGGUCAGACGUUUGAUAGAAUGUAAAUAAAAUAAGUUACAGAAAAAGUCCUCAGUUCAAUCAUUUAUAUUCAUUAAAUUGAUUCUUGAAUAAAAAAAACUCUUAAUUUGUUGCUCUAACUUUUCAUCAUUUUCCUUUCAA
Ylistrum balloti is the source of this 5929-nucleotide messenger RNA. RefSeq names its product long-chain-fatty-acid--CoA ligase 1-like. Bases 97 to 2145 code for a protein of 682 amino acids. The record is from RefSeq and is a predicted model, not a curated record. Gene Ontology annotation, biological process: long-chain fatty acid metabolic process. Gene Ontology annotation, cellular component: membrane; endoplasmic reticulum. The transcript is spliced from 21 exons. Gene Ontology annotation, molecular function: long-chain fatty acid-CoA ligase activity. NCBI's taxonomy places the organism in Eukaryota, Metazoa, Mollusca, Bivalvia, Pectinida, Pectinidae.